AUGGUUGCGAUCACGCUCAGUGAUCCUGCGAAAACCCUUGCUCAACACAUCGGGUUCAGUAAUAGUGCAUCAGUUAAAUCGUCACGAUCGAAUAUCCUAUCAACAGAUGUACCAGUGUUUACAAUACCAUUACGAACUAUUAAUAUUAAUGGAACUGGUUUUGGUAAUUCAAUAAUGAAUGUGGGACCAACUCAAACAAGAGAGGAUUUAAUAUUUGCACAGUUUUUAGCCGGAAAUGUUCCUGAAUUUAUGAGAAAUGCUAUUUCAGUCACAGUAACGGCUGGAAAUGAUACACUAACGUAUUGGGUUCUUCCUGAUGUUCUUUCUGUAGGCACAAAUACAGAUUACUUAAGAACGCCACUCAAUCCAUUAACAGCAAAAAAAAUUGCAGACCUAUUUGGUUGUGUUUUGCCAACAAGAAAAAUGGCACAUCAAAUUUGGCAAGCAGCCACAGUUAAACUAUCUCCCAGUCCAAACGGUCCACCAUACGAUGCGACUAUGAUGUCAACAGAAAGAAUGAUAUUUCAUAAUAAAAAAAUUCAAACUGCACUUGCUAAUAAAGUUCCAGGUGAGCUAGUAACGGGCCACAAAAAAGACGUAGUCAUUUCCGUUGGACUAUUAACUUAUCCAAAAAAUGUAGCUAUUGUGGGAUGGUGGUACCCAUCAGGACAAAUAAUUCAACCAUUAAAUUACGUAUCACAUGAUCGUUAUUAUAAAGAUUAUAGUCACGGCAUACGACUAAUUAAUCGUAUGGUAACAAUAAAUGGGCAAUGGUAUGAUAUAUAUGACGUAUUACGCAAUAAAACACUUGCAACUUUAAUAAGUGAUGAAGGUCCAUUUGAUGCCACACAAAUGUACACAUAA
Rotaria sordida is the source of this 864-nucleotide messenger RNA. NCBI's taxonomy places the organism in Eukaryota, Metazoa, Rotifera, Eurotatoria, Philodinida, Philodinidae. The record is from the annotation of a GenBank genome assembly.